GAUAUUGUGAGUUUUUCGAUGUGUACAUCAAUCUUUGGUCUGUUGCGGCCCUAACUGAAGUAGAUAAGUUAAUUAAUUAUGAAAUAGCUACUAAUGAAGACCUACGAGAUCAAUAUUAUCAUUCUAUAGGCCCUGUAAUUAAUAUUUAUGAGUGGAUUUCGAUUACACCAGACCUUUCAGCUUCUAAUCGAGUCUUGCGGGAGAGUUAUGACACUGUUAGCGAUAAAGGCUACAAUAACAUAGACAUAUUCCGGAUGGAAAAGUAAAGUAAUACAAAAUGCUGAGGCGUACAAUGAUUGCACGAAUGGCUUGAAUAAAGUACAAGAGUUUGAAGUUUACCAAUUGUAAAACGCAAUGCGAUUAUAAAAUUGAUGUAAACUAUAUUGGGAAGAUGAAGAGCAGGUUGGCACCGGUAUUUACGAAAUUGCUGAGCCAAAGGAAAACUCAGGUUGCUAUUUUGUUUAUUUUUGGAGCGAGUUUUCUUGGUUUCCAGUACCAGUUGUCGUGGACACCCAAGCAUAUCAAAAGAGGUCUCAAUAUACCAGAAUCCAUUGCUCGCACGAGAAAGUUUCACGUUGCUGAAGUCAUCAACAAAAUCAUUCCAAAAUGGGAGUUACUUCAAAAUCAAGGGGUUGGUUUAGAUGGUAACAAAAGCAGAAGGAAUCUUGCAGAGAAGACGUCACUCACCCAGUCUGAGGAAGACAGAGAGGAGGAUUUGCGUAACAUGUACAAAUAUAGUAAAGGAGUCAUUCAAGGCAAUGGUGAGGUGUGGCCUGAAUAUCUGGAUUUACCCAUCAAACGAGCACCAAUGCCAAGUGCAGGUCAACCAUGGCCCCUACCUCAAAUAAUACAACAAAACACUAGCAGUAUUUUCACAUUAGCCUCAAACUUUAAAUUCCACAUUAUCGGGGAAACUUGUGAUACACUCAUACAAGCAAUUGAUAGAUACUAUUUUAUACUUUUUAAUCAAACUAAGAGGAGAGAAGGAUCAUCAUUGUAUGAUGCUAUAUUUGGAAGAAGCAGCCAUAAUGAUGAUGAGGAAUAUAGUAUUAGAACUUUACACAUAGACUUGGGUAAUCCCUGUGAAGUAUAUCCUUAUCUUGGUAUGGAUGAAUCAUAUGAUCUCGUGAUAGGCCAGGAAGAGGACGGUUUCAGUUUUCUUAGUGCCAAAAAUAUCUGGGGCGUUCUAAGAGGUCUAGAGACGUUCAGUCAGUUAGUCUUCAAUUCAGAACACCACAAGUAUCUCAUAUAUCACGCUACGAUCCAUGACUUCCCACGAUUCCAGCACAGGGGAUUCUUACUUGACACGUCAAGGCACUUCCUGAAAAAAUCCACAAUAUUAGAACAUAUAGAUCUCAUGUCGCACAAUAAAUACAAUGUAUUCCACUGGCACAUUGUAGAUGACCAGUCAUUUCCCUUCCAGAGCAAGACAUUCCCUAAUCUUACAAAGAUGGGUGCAUAUAGUUCCAGUGAGAUUUAUACACAUAAAGAUGUUCAGGAGAUAAUAGAGUAUGCGAGACUAAGAGGUGUACGUGUUGUUCCCGAAUUUGAUACCCCAGGCCACACAGAAUCUUGGGGUAAAGGGAUGCCAGAACUGCUCACGGACUGUGGUCCCACAUUUACUGGACCCAUGGACCCCUCAAAACAAUCAACAUAUUCUAUACUAUACAAGCUAUUCAAUGAAGUGAAUGAUGUCUUUGUGGACCAGUAUAUUCACCUGGGAGGGGACGAAUGCCCAUAUGAAUGCUGGAAAUUCAACAAAGAUGUAUGGGCUUUUAUGAAGAAGAUGCACUGGGGAUUUUAUGACUUCAAAGAAUUAUUUGCAUAUUUCAUAACCAAUCUUUUAAACAUAUGGACAACAAUAGACCACAAAAAGGGUAAAAUAGUAUGGGAAGAUGUAUAUGACAAUGAUGUGCCAUUGGACAACAGCACUAUAAUCCAAGUAUGGAAGAGUGAUAACUACAAACUAGAGGAGAUAACAUCUCAUGGACUAUAUGCUAUAACAUCUGCUCAUUGGUAUCUGGAUACAAUUAAAUAUGGCCCGGAUUGGAUGGAAAUGUACAACAGUGAUCCAAGAGAUUUUGAAGGGACAUUAGAAAUGAAAGAGCAUGUAUUAGGGGGAGAGGCUUGUAUGUGGGGUGAAUACAUAGAUGACAACAACCUUAUACCAUCAGUCUGGCCAAGGGGUCAAGCCACUGCUGAAAAACUUUGGAGCUCCAAAGAUCUGAUAGAUCCUGAGAAAGCUGGUUCACGCUUUGAGGAGCAGAGAUGUCGCUCUAUAAGGAGAGGAUUUAAAUUACAGCCCAACAGUGGACCUGGCUCAUGUAAUAUACCUGUACAAGAAAUAGAUGUUACCGACAUACCUGAACAGGAUACACCUGAACAUGGAACCAAAAAUAUACCUGAAAAUGAUACCCAAAAUAUACCUGAAAAUGAUACACCUGAACAUGACUCCCAAAAUAUACCUGAAAAUGAUACACCUGAACAUGCUCACCUAGAAAAUACCUGAACAUGAUAAAACACAUGUGCCUGAAAUUUAGUACACCUGUGAACUUUUUUACCUGAACAUGAUACACCUGAAAAUAAUAUCCCUACCUGUAGGU
Messenger RNA from Owenia fusiformis, 2603 nucleotides. The record is from the annotation of a GenBank genome assembly. Lineage: Eukaryota; Metazoa; Annelida; Polychaeta; Sabellida; Oweniidae.